GGAGCCUCAAGGCGCAGGGGGAGCAGGAGCCAUUUUUCACCAUUCAAGAGGAGUUACGCGGACGGAGCGGAGGUUCUGCCGCUGCUACUGUCGUUACCGGCGUGUGUUUGUGUGAGUAAGUGUGUGUGUGAGUCCCUCCUGCCAAGGUUACUGCGGUUUUACCUUCCUCAAAGACACCGGAGUGACCGGAGCGCGCGCACCGGGAGCAUGGCUCCUCUGCAACAAAGGGAAACUCACAGGCGAAAAGUUUAAAGGAAUAAGGAGCUGAUGCAGAAAUACGCUUUCGGAGGUCUGGCUGAACACAAACUGAGGAGCGAUGCACUUCUUUAAAUGGGAUUUGUUGUGGAUUUUCUGGUGGUGUAAGCUGGUUUCGCUGGUGCGUUGUUACACUGUUCAUAUCAGUGAGAAUGUGGGGACAAGGACAGUGGUGGCCGGCUUGGAGCAGGGCGCACGGUGUACUUUGGAUCAGGUACUUGCGCCAAAAUUCACGGAGCGGUUUCUGGAGACUGACUCCGCAGCGGGCAUUGUGUUUGUUUCGGACUCCGUAAAGUGCCCCACGCUGCGCUCCAACCCCUUCACCGUGUUCACUGUGGCUGAUUGCACGGACUCCGGCUACAGGCACCUACUCACCAGCCAGUACAACGUGCAUGUUCACGGUAGGAACUGUUCAAACAAGCCUAAAAGAAAACCUCAGUGGGACAUGGAGGUGCUCAGUUUGUUAAACACUCACAGUAACCACAACUCAGAGUGCCACCAAGCAGACUCUGCUUUAUUUUCAGUGGGGGGUCUGCUACCUGGAUCUCCAGUCAGAUGCAAAGUGGCCAACAGCCGUGACUUUUACUUUUCUGAGGGGAACUUGUUUGUGUCUGAGACCCUGUGCUGGAGGCAGGACACACUCCUAGAGCUGGACUUGCUUUGUGAUGUACUCACUGGAAAUAGAUUGGGUGCUAAAGUCAAUCCAGUCACCAUUCACUGGCGUGUGGGGCAGGGGCCCUUCGGACCGCCCCACCUGGGGAAGUUAUUAGAAAAGGCAGCCCAGUCUGAAUCAGGGAUUGUGAGCAGGAGGAGGAGAAGCCCUAACAGCAGCCCCCAAUUUCAGCCUCCUAUGUACCAGGUGUCUGUUGCAGAGAACAAGCCAGCUGGGACGCCUGUUGUUGUUUUGAAAGCAGUAGAUGUGGAUGAGGGGGAGGCAGGUCGGCUGGAGUAUUUCAUAGAGGCUCUGUUUGAUAGCCGCUCCAACAACCUCUUUGCUGUGGACCCCACAAAUGGGGCUGUGUCCACUGUAGAGGUGCUGGACAGGGAGACAAAAGACACCCAUGUGUUUCGUGUGACAGCAGUUGAUCAUGGCACACCUCGUCGUACAGCCAUGGCAACUCUCACUAUCACAGUCAGUGACACAAAUGAUCAUGACCCAGUGUUUGAGCAGCAGGACUAUAAAGAAAGCAUCAGAGAGAAUCUAGAAAUAGGCUAUGAAGUGUUGACAGUGAGGGCUACAGAUGGGGAUGCACCUGUUAAUGGUAACAUCCUCUAUCGUAUCAUCAACAGUAACGGGUCCAGUGAUGUGUUUGAGAUUGAUUCCAGGUCUGGUGUUAUCCGCACCAAAGGUCUUGUAGACAGAGAGGAGGUAGAAGCGUAUAUGCUUUUGGUUGAAGCUAAUGACCAAGGUCGUGACCCUGAGCCCCGUAGCGCCACGGCUACUGUCUACAUCGUAGUUGAAGAUGACAAUGAUAAUGCCCCCCAGUUUAGUGAGAAACGCUAUGUGGUUCAGGUGCCGGAAGACAUGGCCCCUAACACAGAGAUUCUUCAGGUCACCGCCACUGAUCAGGACAGAGGGAGCAACGCUAUCGUCCACUUCAGUAUCAUGAGUGGGAACACCAGGGGACAGUUUUAUAUAGAUGCUCAGACAGGUAAAAUGGACCUGGUGAGUCACCUGGAUUAUGAGGCAAACAAAGAAUACACCUUAAGAAUCAGAGCUCAGGAUGGAGGACGCCCUCCUCUGUCCAACAUCAGCGGCCUAGUUACUGUGCAGGUGUUGGAUGUUAAUGACAACGCCCCCAUUUUUGUCAGCACCCCAUUCCAGGCCACCGUUCUGGAGAAUGUGCCACUGGGGUACUCCAUCAUCCACAUCCAGGCAGUGGAUGCAGACUCCAGCGAAAAUUCCAGGUUGGAGUAUCGCCUCACUGAAACCACACCAAACUUCCCCUUCAGUAUCAAUAACAGCACAGGGUGGAUUGUAGUGGCAGCUGAGCUGGACAGGGAGAGUGUAGAUUUUUACAACUUUGGAGUGGAGGCUCGUGAUCACGGCUACCCUGUUAUGUCUUCCUCAGCUAGCAUUACCAUGACUAUUCUAGACGUCAAUGACAACAACCCAGACUUUACUCAGAAAGCAUAUUACAUGAGACUGAAUGAGGACGCAGCCGUCGGGACUAGUGUGGUUACAGUGUCAGCCGUAGACCAGGACAUCAACAGUGUGGUGACGUAUCAGAUAUCAAGCGGAAACACCCGUAACAGGUUCUCCAUCACAAGUCAGAGUGGAGGAGGGUUGAUUACACUGGCACUUCCUUUAGACUACAAACUUGAGCGACAAUACGUCCUCACUGUCACAGCCAGUGAUGGCACACUCUUCGAUACAGCUAAAGUGUUUGUUAAUGUCACAGACGCCAACACCCACCGGCCUGUGUUUCAGAGCUCACAUUACACCGUCAACAUCAAUGAAGACAGGCCUGUGGGCACCACUGUGGUUGUGAUCAGUGCCACAGACGAAGAUACAGGUGAGAACGCUCGAAUCACCUACUUCAUGGAUGACAGCAUCCCUCAGUUUGACAUUGACCCGGACACAGGCGCUGUCACCACACAGAUGGAGCUAGAUUACGAAGACCAGGUUUCCUACACACUGGCUAUCACAGCUCGGGAUAACGGCAUCCCACAGAAAUCUGACACAACCUACCUAGAGAUUCUGGUGAAUGAUGUCAAUGACAACUCCCCCCGCUUUCUCAGAGACCAUUACGUGGGUUCUGUUAUGGAGGAUGUGCCUGUGUUCACCAGUGUAGUCCAGGUUUCAGCUACUGAUAGAGACUCUGGGCUGAACGGCAGGGUCUUCUACACCUUCCAGGGAGGGGAGGAUGGGGAUGGAGAUUUCAUAAUUGAAUCCACCUCUGGUAUUGUUCGGACUCUGCGUAGAUUAGACAGAGAAAAUGUGCCUGUUUACAGCCUGCAGGCUUUUGCUGUAGAUAAAGGAGUUCCUGCUCUGAAAACGCCAGUGAACAUCCAGGUAACAAUCCUAGAUGUGAAUGACAAUCCCCCUGUAUUUGAGAAGGACGAGUUUGAUAUUAUGGUGGAGGAAAACAGCCCAAUAGGGGUUGUGGUUGCUCAUAUCUCAGCCACAGAUCCAGAUGAAGGCAGUAAUGCACAGAUUAUGUACCAAAUAGUUGAGGGAAACAUCCCUGAGGUGUUCCAGUUGGACAUCUUCUCAGGAGAACUUACUGCACUGAUAGACCUGGACUAUGAGACCAGGCCUGAGUAUGUCAUCGUGGUCCAGGCCACAUCUGCCCCUCUGGUCAGCCGUGCCACCAUCCACAUCAAACUUGUUGACAAGAACGACAACAUUCCUGUUCUCAAAAACUUCCAGAUCAUAUUCAACAACUAUGUUACUGACAAAUCAAGCAGCUUUCCCACUGGAGUGAUCGGACGCAUCCCUGCACAUGACCCUGAUGUAUCGGACCAGCUCCACUACAGCUUUGAAUUGGGAAAUGAGCUUAACCUUGUUCUCCUGAACCAAAGCACCGGGGAGAUCCAGCUGAGCCAGGCCUUGGAUAACAACAGGCCCCUGGAGGCCUCCAUGAGGAUCUCAGUGUCAGAUGGAGUCCACUCAGUAUCAGCUCAGUGCCUUCUCCAGGUCACCAUCAUCACAGAUGAGAUGCUGUCUAACAGCAUCACUCUGAGGCUGGCCAACACGUCCCAGGAGCACUUCCUCUCCCUGCUGCUCGCUCAGUUUUUGGACGGGGUGGCUCGUGUCCUCUCUGCCGCCCCAGAGGAUGUUGUCAUCUUUAACAUCCAGGACGACACGGACGUCAGCGCUCGCAUCCUCAACGUCAGCCUCUCUGUGGCUGUGCCAGCGUUGGGGGAGUCACAUCAUCGAGCUGCAGGUGUUGACCACAGCGGAGACCAGCCUGGGAGAGGGGUGGAAAGUGGAGGUGGAGAGUUCUUCGGCUCAGAGGAACUCCAGGAGCGUUUGUACUUGAACCGCAGUCUGCUCGCUAAGAUUUCCUCCCAGGAAGUUCUUCCCUUUGACGAUAACAUCUGCCUCCGCGAGCCAUGUGAGAACUACAUGAAGUGUGUGUCUGUGCUGAAGUUUGACAGCCUGGCACCAUUUGUUGCAUCAGAUACCAUCCUGUUCAGACCCAUCCAUCCCAUCGCCGGGCUGCGCUGUCGCUGUCCCACCGGCUUCACGGGAGACUACUGUGAGACAGAAAUCGACCUUUGCUACUCAAAACCCUGUGGAGCCCACGGUGUGUGUCGGAGCAGAGAGGGAGGCUUCACCUGCGAGUGCUUUGAGGACUACACAGGGGAGCGCUGCGAGCUGUCCUCCCGCUCUGGCCGCUGUGCUCCGGGAGUCUGCAAGAAUGGCGGCUCCUGUGUCAACCUGCUGGUGGGAGGAUUCAAGUGCGAGUGUCCACCAGGCGGCUACGAGAAGCCUUACUGCGAGAUGACCACACGCAACUUUCCCCCACACUCCUUCCUGACCUUCAAGGGCCUCCGCCAGCGCUUCCACUUCACCCUCUCUCUCACAUUUGCCACCAAAGAACCAAAUGGUUUGUUGCUCUAUAAUGGCCGCUUCAAUGAGAAACACGACUUCAUCGCCAUGGAGAUCAUCAAUGAGCAGAUACAGCUCACCUUCUCUGCAGGAGAGACCAAAACUACAGUUUCACCGUUCAUCCUCGGGGGAGUCAGUGAUGGACAAUGGCACAUGGUGGAAGUCCACUAUUAUAACAAGCCCGUCUUGAACCAGGCUGGUCUGCCGCAGGGCCCCUCAGAUCAGAAGGUUGUUGUGGUGACGGUGGACAACUGUGACACUUCUGUGGCCCUCAGGUUUGGUCACAUGAUUGGAAACUACACCUGCUCUGCUCAGGGCAGCCAAUCAGGAUCAAAGAAAUCACUGGACCUGACAGGACCACUGCUCCUUGGAGGCAUCCCAAAACUCCCAGAGGACUUUCCUGUUCGCAACCGUCAGUUCGUGGGCUGCAUGAAGAACCUGCGGAUCGACAACCAGCAUGUAGAUAUGGCCAGCUUCAUCGCUAACAACGGGACACUGCCAGGAUGCUCUGCCAAGCGACAUUUCUGCAACAACAACCCGUGUCUGAAUGGAGGAACCUGUGUGAACCUGUGGGGCUCCUUCAGCUGUGACUGCCCGCUCGGAUUUGGGGGGAGGAACUGUGAAAGAGUAAUGGCCAGUCCGCAGCGUUUCCUGGGUAACAGUCUGCUUCAGUGGAACAACCUGGCGGCGGCAUCUGUCCCCUGGCACAUAGAGCUCAUGUUCCGCACUCGUCAGGCCAGCGCGACACUGCUGCACAUCUCCUCUGGCCUGCAGCACAACCUCACACUGCAGCUGCGUGACGGCAGUGUGCUGAUGGGGCUGCACAGGGGAGAAAACUCCACUCUCUCCCGCAUGGAGGAGGUGCUGGUGAACGAUGGAGACUGGCACCACCUGCAGCUGGAUAUCAGCAGUCUGGGGGGAGUGAGUCACCACAAAGCAGUGUUGUCUUUAGAUCAGGGACUCUACCUGGCCACUAUGGAGGUGGAUGGCAAGCUGCGAGACUCCAAGCUGAAGACUGUUAGUAUUGGUGGUUUGGAAAAGCCUGAUGGGAAAGUUGAGCAUGGCUUCCGUGGCUGCAUACAGGGUCUGCGUGUGGGUGGGGCUCUGAGUUUGUCACAUGCCAGGAAGGUGAACGUGGAGCCAGGCUGCAGCGUCCCUGACCCCUGCAGCUCCAGCCCCUGUCCUGUCAACAGCUACUGCAGCAACGACUGGGACAGCCACUCAUGUACCUGCCUGGCAGGUUACUAUGGCACUAACUGCACUGAUGUGUGCUCAUUAAACCCCUGUGAGCAUGAGUCAACAUGCUCCAGGAAGCCGAGCUUCCCCCGUGGUUAUACCUGUGACUGUCCCAGCAACUACUUCGGCCACUACUGCGAGAAAAAGACUGACCUGCCGUGUCCCAGAGGCUGGUGGGGUCACAAGACCUGCGGCCCCUGCAACUGUCAGACACACAAAGGCUUCGACUCAGACUGCAAUAAGACGAGUGGAGAAUGUCGCUGCAAGGACAACCAUUAUCGCCCUGCAGACAGCGACAUCUGCCUGCUGUGUGACUGCUACCCUGUCGGAUCGUUCUCCAGAGCGUGUGACAGAGAGAGUGGACAGUGUCAGUGCAAGCCUGGCGUCAUCGGGCGCCAGUGUGACCGCUGUGACAACCCAUUUGCUGAGGUUUCUGCUAAUGGCUGUGAAGUAAUCUAUGACAGCUGCCCUCAGGCCAUAGAGGCCGGGAUCUGGUGGCCCAGGACUAAGUUUGGUCUCCCUGCAGCAGUUCCCUGUCCCAAGGGAACGCUGGGCACAGCAAUCCGACACUGUGAUGAGCACAAGGGCUGGCUGCCUCCCAACCUCUUCAACUGUACCUCCGUCACCUUCAGCAAGCUCAAAACUCUAUCUGAUAAGUUUUCCCGUAACGUAACACUUCUGGACUCCGGAUAUGUUCAGCAGACGGCCGCCAUGUUGGCCAACGCCACCCUGCACACAGAGAAGUACUUCGGCAGCGAUGUAAAAGUAGCAUAUCGGCUCAUGCAGAGUCUGCUGCGGCAUGAGAGCAGCCAGCAGGGAUUCAACCUCACAGCUACACAGGACGUCCACUUCACUGAGAAUCUGGUGCGUGUGGGCAGCUCCAUCCUGGCUCCAGACACGCGGCCACACUGGGAGCUGAUCCAGCACUCAGAGGGUGGCACAGCGGCACUUCUACGCCACUAUGAGGACUAUGCUAACACGCUGGCACAGAACAUGAGGAAGACUUAUCUCAGCCCUUUCACUAUUGUCACACCUCACAUAGUCAUCUCUGUCGAUCGUCUGAAAAAGAUGAACUUUGCAGGAGCCAAACUCCCGCGGUACCAGUCUCUGAGGGGCCCUCGCCCUGCGGAUCUGGAGACUGCCGUCACGCUGCCAGAUUCAGUCUUCCAGCCUCCUGUGGACACGAAGGGCCACAGACACCUGGACGUCUUCCCAGAGUUGUCGAUGAGAAAUCGCUCGACAAACAGAAAACGACGCCAUCCCGAGGACAGCCAGCAGGAUGCCAUCGCCAGCGUUAUCAUCUUCCACAGCCUCGCCUCGCUGCUGCCAGAGAACUACGACCCAGACAAGAGAAGUCUGAGGGUGCCAAAACGUCCUGUCAUCAACACUCCCGUGGUCAGCAUCACCGUCCACGACAACGACGAGCUCCUGCAGCACACACUGGACAAACCCAUCACAGUGCAGUUCCGCCUGGUCACCACUGAGGAGCGCUCCAAACCUAUUUGUGUUUUCUGGAACCACACCAUCCUCGGUGGAAAUGGAGGCUGGUCGGCUAAAGGCUGCGAGGUUGUCUUCCGAAACAGCACCCACAUCAGCUGUCAGUGUUAUCACAUGACCAGCUUCGCUGUGCUCAUGGACAUCUCCAGGAGAGAGAAUGGAGAGAUUCUUCCGAUUAAAAUCCUGACAUGGAGCACAGUAGGGGUGACGCUGAGCUUCCUCUUCCUCACCACCGUCUUCUUUCUGUGUCUGAGAGCCAUGCAGAGCAACAAGACGAGCAUCAUCAACAACGGAGCCACCGCUCUCUUCCUCUCUGAGCUCAUCUUUGUCCUUGGUAUCAACCAAGCUGACAACCCGUUUUUGUGCACUGUCAUUGCCAUCCUGCUGCACUUCUUCUACCUCUGCACUUUCUCCUGGCUCUUCCUGGAGGGGCUGCACGUCUAUCGGAUGAUGAGCGAAGUGAGAGACAUCAACUACGGACCCAUGAGAUUCUACUACCUGAUUGGCUGGGGAGUUCCUGCCUUCAUUACAGGUCUGGCAGUGGGAUUAGACCCUGAAGGCUAUGGGAACCCAGACUUCUGUUGGCUGUCCAUGUACGACACGCUCAUAUGGAGCUUUGCUGGACCCAUCGCCAUGGUGGCCUCAAUGAACAUCUUCCUGUACAUCCUGUCGUCCAGAGCAUCCUGCUCACCCAGACAUCACAGCAUGGAGAAGAAACAGCCGCGUGUCUCUGGACUGAAGACAGCUGGAGCUGUCCUCUUCCUGGUGUCAGUCACUUGUUUCCUGGCGCUUCUCUCCGUCAACAGCGACAUGAUCAUCUUCCACUACCUGUUUGCAGGGUUCAACUGUCUGCAGGGUCCCUUUAUUUUCUUCUUCCGCAUCGUCUUCAACAAAGAGGCAAGGAACGCCAUGAAAUACUGCUGCAGCCGCAAGCGCCCAGAUCAUAUGAUCAAGUCAAAAGCUUCUGGAUACAAAUGCAACACAAACUACAUGGAUGGUCGGCUGUACCAUCUGCCCUUUGGAGAUUCCAGUGUUUCUCUGAACGGGACGGUGCAGAGCGGUAAGAGCCAGCAGAGCUAUGUGCCGUUUGUCCUCAGGGAUGAUGGUUUAAGCAACAGUCAGGCUCACAUCGCUCUGAACGACCACACGUCACUCUUCCAUGAAACUAAAGAACACCUGGAUGAUCGUGACAGUGACUCAGACAGUGACCUGUCUCUGGAGGACGAUCAGAGCGGCUCCUAUGCCUCCACACACUCCUCCGACAGUGAGGACGAGGAGGGUCCUCUUCCCCCUGAGGAAUGCUGGGAAAACUUGGCUUCUAAUGGGGUGAAAAGACCACAGCCACACGAUAACAGUUUGAAUAAGAUGUACUGGCCUGCAGAUUACACUGCGGCAGGGAGUGACAGUGAGCUCACAAGUGCAGACAGACUGAGGCCGGAUGUUCUGGCCAAUCAGGAGCAGAGUCUCAGCCGUGAUGCCAGAACAUUAUCAGACGCUCGGACGCAGGACAGCAUAACUGUCCUGCUGCCGAGUCUGCCACACCUCCAUGCGCAUCCUCACAAAGGGAUCCUAAAGAAGAAGCAGCUUUCUCCUAUUGUAGAGAGGAACGGUCUGAACCGCAUCCACAAUGAACUUUGUGAAAAUGCUCCUGGCACGGCAUCUUCACAGGGAUCAUCAUCUAGUGACAGGAGAGCCGCCCCAGCUAAACCCGGCCUGCCUGAUCAGCUGAACGGUGUCGCCAUGAGCAUCAAAGCGGGAACAGUGGAUGGAGACUCGUCAGGAUCAGACAGCCACUGCAACACCACCAUGUGACCACGCUGAUGGAGGGGUGUGUCUUUGCAGGUCAUAGAGCCUCAUUCCUCAACGACGACUGAAAAAAAAAAAGGGAGCAGUGGACUCAAACCAUGAAGACAAAUGUGGAAAAAGAAGGAAUUCCCUCGAGACACUGUGUGUUUUUGGAUGUUUGUGUGAGUGUGGGAGUUCAUCCAUGUGUGCCAAACCUCAGGAGUCCCAGCACUGGUCCAGGCUCACACACACACACACUGACAGAACAAGUGUCACUCUCCCUUUGAACAAAUCAUUUUGUUUACAUACUUGAAGCAAUGCACUUUUUGAAUUCACUGCUCAGUUCAUUAUUUUGUUUGAUUUUCAUUUUUGUAAGCGUUCAAAGACACUGAUUUUGUUUUCUAGUCUGUGGGACAUUAAUUUGACCAUACUUUGAUUUUGAGGGUCAUUUUUAGCUGUAGACUUGCAAACAUUCAGGAAAGUUCCAUUUUAAUUCAUGAUUUUUUGUGAUGUCUUCCUGGUUUGCCCAUUUCUGUGCCAGUCUGAAGAGUUCACACUCUGAUUAAGUUAAUGCCUCAAACGUCCACGAGGCACAAGAAGGUAGAGUUCAGCUUGUUCACAGACAUUUUCUGGAUCUUCUAGGACUAAAGAACAGCUGUCUCUGCUUGCUAAUGGAAGCUCUGUAUAAGCUAUUUGUCCCUAAUGAAGGAUGUUUCCAGAGACUGCACUGCUCAGCCUAUCAGGAGGGAGAACCUGACCCACGAUGGACUCCAAGAACAUUUGAUAGAUCUUUUGUAAAUUGCUGAGGGCACAUUUUAAUGGACAUUUAAAGUGCUCUCUUUUUUCAUGGUUUCAUCGACUAAACAGAUGUUUUUAUAGAUUAGCACCGCAGCUUUGUGUCAUUUGUAAAAUAAAGAAAACUACAUGCAGAAGUGUGCUGUAAUCCAUUUUGAGCUGUAAUCCAUUUCUACUGUACAGAGUGGCCUGUAAAUGAAUCGAGGACAUAUCUUUAAGUGUAAGUAAAUAUGUAAACUGUUUUUAUCAGAUACCUUCUAUUGGAGUUACUACUGUCAGUCAACGUGAUGUAUUAUUUGUGAAUGCCAUAUCAUCAACCAUGUGACUUUAUUGUAUAAAUUUGAUACCAUAUGACCCACCAAUAUAAACCCAUAUGACCAGGUUGAUCAUAUCUACACUGGUAACAGAGAAUUGCUCCUGUUUUUACUGAUUAAACUG
Cheilinus undulatus (humphead wrasse) is the source of this 10564-nucleotide messenger RNA. It is a transcript of the gene celsr2, whose product is annotated as cadherin, EGF LAG seven-pass G-type receptor 2. Gene Ontology annotation, cellular component: plasma membrane. The transcript is spliced from 34 exons. Gene Ontology annotation, biological process: homophilic cell-cell adhesion; cell surface receptor signaling pathway; G protein-coupled receptor signaling pathway. Bases 317 to 9358 code for a protein of 3013 amino acids. Lineage: Eukaryota; Metazoa; Chordata; Actinopteri; Labriformes; Labridae. Gene Ontology annotation, molecular function: calcium ion binding; G protein-coupled receptor activity. The record is from RefSeq and is a predicted model, not a curated record.